AUGAGUGCGUCGGCGAACGCGGACACGAGUCAAACGGGUCAACCGACGACUCAGGGUCGUGUUUCUCUGCGUGACUUAUGUUCCCUAUUCUGCUGUCCACCGUUCCCGUCGGCCAUCGUGUCAAAGUUGGCAUUCAUGCCUCCGGAAUCAUCGUAUCGAAUGGAAACCGAGCCUCAAGGAGGGUGAGUCAUCUUUUGUUUGUUUCUUUAAUUUAGGUGACUGUCGAGGCAUUUAAUUCGCUUAUUGGACAUAUAUGAAUAGUAUAAUAGUCAGUGUUGAAAUAAUGAGUCAUAAGAUGCUUUUUUAUUUUUUGGAAAACGAAAUCUCGGCUUUUGUUACGAAAAAUGUGGCCGAAUUUUAGAAAAGUGCAUUUAAAAUGAAAAUAUUAAACAAUUAUACUCCAGGCAAUCUUUUUUUCCCUUUUUUAAAAUAUUUUAGGUAUCAACCGUUUUUAGCUAAUAAUUUUUAUUUUAAAUUUUUUUAAUGAUAUUUACAUUAAAGAAUCCUGUAUUUUACAUUAAAAAAGUUUUAUAUUAGAACAUUUACUUUAUUUCAGCGAACACAGGAUGGUUUUAUUAGAAAACCGAGCAGAAUGGCCUCAUGGAGAAGAAGAAUUUAGAAACGUUGAAGUCUUUUACACCCGAACUCGAAGGAAUAAUAAGAUAGCUUGUAUGUUUGUACGACCGCACUCGGCUGAUUCCCAAUAUACAAUUAUGUUUUCACAUGGAAAUGCGGUGGAUUUGGGACAAAUGUGCAGUUUUUACUAUGGUCUUGGCUAUCGACUUGGGUGUAAUGUGUUCAGUUAUGAUUACAGUGGUAGGUUUUGUUUUUUAAGAUACUCUGGUUAAUAAUGGCAUCGAAAAUUGGUUUAAAAAAGGUUUUAGUUAUAGUGGUCUUGUUGGGUUUUUUGAAGUAACGGAUAAUUGAAUCUGUUUUGAACACCAAUAUUGUAUGUAUUGUUUAAAAAUGUAUCUAAACUCACAUUCUAAGUAUAUGUUGCAGGUUAUGGCUGUUCAAGUGGUCGUGCAUCAGAAAAGAAUCUCUACGCUGACAUCGCCGCAGCCCUACAAGCCCUCAAGACGCGGUACCACAUCUCCGACGAAAAGGUCAUUUUAUAUGGACAAUCGAUAGGCACAGUACCUAGUGUAGAUCUGGCUAGUGCCAAUCCCAACAUAGCUGCUCUAAUAUUACACUCUCCCUUAAUGUCGGGUCUUCGUGUAGCUUGCGGUGGAGUUCAGAGGACGUGGUGUUGUGAUGCAUUCCCAUCGAUAGAGAAGAUACCGCGCGUACAGUGUCCAACAUUGGUGAUUCACGGCACUGACGAUGAUGUUAUUGACUUUUCGCAUGGAUUAACGUUAUAUGAACAAUGUCCGGCUAGUGUGGAACCACUAUGGGUUUCUGGGGCGGGUGAGUGUUUUUAUAUUUGGUAUUUUUGGAAUUUGGUUCUUUAAGAAAACAGAUAAGCAAAAUUUGAAAAUCAGGAAUUUUUGUACUAAAUUUUAUUGGAGUUACGAACUCAUUAUUACUUAUAAAUAAUGUGAGUUAGGCUUAAACGAAGUGAUUUAGUAACCCUUACAUGCUUUUAGGACACAACGACGUGGAACUGCACGGCGUAUACCUGGAACGGCUGAGAUUAUUCAUCGAAAACGAAGUAAAACCAAAAACGGCUGCACCAACUGGAUAA
Bursaphelenchus okinawaensis is the source of this 1684-nucleotide messenger RNA. NCBI's taxonomy places the organism in Eukaryota, Metazoa, Nematoda, Chromadorea, Rhabditida, Aphelenchoididae. The record is from the annotation of a GenBank genome assembly.